Australozyma saopauloensis is the source of this 1437-nucleotide messenger RNA. RefSeq lists its product as uncharacterized. The record is from RefSeq and is a predicted model, not a curated record. Lineage: Eukaryota; Fungi; Ascomycota; Pichiomycetes; Serinales; Metschnikowiaceae. Bases 1 to 1437 code for a protein of 478 amino acids. The transcript has a single exon.
AUGAAUAACCUGUCUCUGUACUAUUCGAGCUCGCUUUUGAACGCUUAUCUCACGGAGAAUAGUGACUCUAACUUGGAAUUGGAUAAGCCGAGACGCGAAAAUGCGGUGCCGGUGCUUAUAACCACCGACGAGGCGUCGUUUGUUUCUGUUCCGACGGCGCUGCUGCUUCUGUCGGCUGCGCUAGGGCUGAAAAACGACCUGGGUGCAAACGUGCUUGAUUUGGAUGCAAUCAGCGAGAAAAAUCCGGCGGCAGACCGUCUGGUGGUGGCACUGCUUGCGCCGGGUUCCAGUAAAAGCGCUUCCGCGCGGCGCUCGGUGAUGUCGGCGGCGUCCACGUACAAUUCGUUGUAUUCGUCCUUGACCGACGAUCUGGCCGAUUUGGACUUGGAAAGUGUGAAACUUCCGAUCGACGAGAUGUCGCUUGAGCAGCCGAAAACCUCGCGGCUUAAGCGCAUGAAGCAGUUCUUGACGGGCGAGCAGCACAGACCCAAAGUCAUGGAUGAGAACGACAAGUAUAUUGCCUAUGUAGACGCCAAAAUGCGCACAGACUACUACUCAUGCGAAAAUUCGGCGACGCUCGAUGUGAACUUUGUGGAGGCUGCGGAGGUGCUCUUCUUUGGUGAAACUUUGAGCAAGCUUUUCGCCUCCGAGCAGUCCAUGUUGCACUAUUUAAUGUUGAGCUCGUAUGAGCUCGGGGAAGUGCGCUUUUCGAACCUCAACCGGUUCCAUGUCGAGGCCAGCUACGACGUCCAAAAGUUGUUGAUGGAUUUGCAGCCCCAGUUGGCCACUUUCAAUGAUAUUCUCGACUUGUACGCCGUCUCCGACGAGAACAUCAACCGGCAAGAACUCUUCGAAACGUUUUCGCAGUUUGCCAACGAGGCGCACGGGCUCUGUAUCCCGCUCGCCAUCUCGAUGUUUGGCAACUGGCUCCUCACGUUCAAUCGCGAUAGCGCAUUGGAGAGCAACUACCAGAACGACCUCAUUCUUGACUACUUCCGCAAGUCCAUCCGUCUUGCGCUCGUGAUCCGACGCUUGGCGCCCUUUUUCGAUGCCCAUCUGCAGCAGCUCUCCAAGAAAGACCGCUUGGACGUGACUCGAUACUGGAAAAAGGACAAUACCAAUGCCCUUUCCACGAGUUUGCAUAGCUUGGGCGAGUACCAUCAGUUCAUUCACGAACACGACAAGGCAGUGACGAUCUGGGAGAUCAACUGCCAUUUGACCGAAGAUGCCGAGCUGGGCAACUUGGCGGUGUUGGGUCUCACCAACGGCUAUGGGUUCGGGAACCUCGCCAAGAAGCAGAACCGUUUUGGCCACCAUUCAAAGAAGCACAGGUACAACACCAAGCGGCGGAUUGCACACAUCUAUCGGAUUUUGAUGAAGAAGCCUGGCUUUGACGAGUUUGGAGUAUCCUGGGCUACCAAAGAGAAGUACGACUGA